This is a messenger RNA of Amphiprion ocellaris (clown anemonefish), 3878 nucleotides long. Its product is annotated as piggyBac transposable element-derived protein 4-like. The record is from RefSeq and is a predicted model, not a curated record. The coding region runs from base 2196 to 2849 and encodes 217 amino acids. The transcript is spliced from 2 exons. Lineage: Eukaryota; Metazoa; Chordata; Actinopteri; Pomacentridae.
GGACAGAGAGAAGGAGGGGGUGGAUGAGCAGGGAGGUAGGGAAUAUAAUCAUCAUCAAAAAGCAGCCAGAGAGUCUGCCAGUAACCCAAGGAGGGAGAAACACCAACAACAAAAGAUGAAGCGGCAGGAGCACAGACAGCCAGGCUUCGGAGACGCGACGUGACACGGUCACGGGUGAGCCAUUGCAAUCAGACAGCGAUGACGACGACAGCGAUGUCGAUUGUAGCGACGACAAUGAUGUGACGAUGGCUAUGAAAGCGGCUACAACGACAGCAAUACCAAGAGCGAUGAGGAGGAACAGCAGCAGCAACAACAGAAACACAUACCGAUCCCCGACGCUGCUGCGGAGCUGCCGAUGUUCCACAAAGUGGCCUGGCUGUGUGACCGGGAGGCCGCAAGGUAAUGGUGUCGAGCUGGGACAAGCUAACAGAUUUGAUCAUGGUGAAAGGAGACCACCUUUGGCUCAAGGCCGCUGUGUACGAGAUCUUUGAGUCUCCAUUGUUGCACCCGCAGUAUUACAAAAAUUUGGUCAAACUGAACAACCUGUGCGCCAAAGCCAGGAGCACUCUAGGCACGGCCACGGGGCGACCCCGUCCAGAGCCUUUCGACCAGUCACUACUCAUGGACCUGACAGAAGAGCAGCUGGACCUGUGUUUCUCAGGGGAGAUCACAGACGACCUCGAGCUCAAACUCAAGGUCAAAGCCCAGGAGUGCUGCCCGGAGGGAAACAGGCACGCUCUGGAUCAGGAUGUCAUGGACAUGAGCAACAUAGGCAAAGCUACCCAAAAUCACAUAUGGUACAUGCUCACGACGAUGACCGAGAGCAGAUUUGACUUGUUUGACAUUGAGGAGGAGACGAGAGUGACUUGGACCAAGAAGGAGGAGGAGGAGAAGGAGGAGGAGACAAAAAAGAAGAACAAGAACAGAAAAAAGGACCCUGGGGGGAGUCGCUGUUUACGGUGACAAGUUGUGUUUGACAUGUUUUCAGCCAACGUGAGCAACUAUAACAAAAUAAAACAACUGUAUGUGACCACCACACCAGAAUACAUCUAUGGUUGUGGUGUUUUGUCUUAUUUUGUGUGUGUGUUUUCUAUGAAAGACAGAAAGAAAGAAAGAAAGAAAGAAAGAAAGAAAGAAAGAAAGAAAGAAAGAAAGAAAGAAAGAAAGAAAGACUGAUUGGUCAGGCUAAAUGAAAACUAUACCGAACCACCACCCAAAAAAAAAAAGGCAAGACCCGGUCGGUCGGGAGGAAGAAAAGCCGUUGGUCGGGCUAAACGAAAACCAAACCAAAGCAAACCAAACCAAAAAAAAAAAAAAAAGCAAGACCUGGUCGGUCGGGAGGAAGAAGGCCGUCAGUCGGGCUAAACAAAAACCAAACCAAACCAGACCAAAAAAAAAACCAAAGAAGCAAGACCCGGUCGGUCAGGAGGAAGAAAAGCCGGUCAUUGGGGGCGGUUGGUCAGGGUAAACGAAACAAUAAAAACACGACGGUGAACCCCACCGACCCCACCCACCUCCUACACGUGAGAGAGAUUGACUGGAUCUUUUCCCUUAUUCGCGACCAUGGGGCUCUCCUCAGACCCGGAUAGCAGGCCACCAAUAGAGGAUACAACAAGGAGAUGGGGACUGAGGAUGAGCAGGAGGAAGAGGAUAAUAUGUUCAUGCUCAGACCCUGCUCUCGGGACCCGCGAACCCGUCGGGACUGUGGGAGACCCUGAGACUACUGCUGCUACUGCACAACAACAACAACAAUGACAAAAAAAACUUGAAACCUCGUCGGGAACGGGGGAAACGAGACUGCUGCUGCUACUGCACAACAGCAACAGCAGCACCACCGCCAACAACAACAACAACAAAAACAAAAACAACAACAAGAAAAACCUCAAAACCUCGUCGGGAACGGGGGAAAAGAUACUGCUGCUGCUACCACGACUACUGCUGCUGCUACUGCACAACAGCAACCACACCACCAACAAGAAAAACAACAACCUCAGAGCAGAGUCCUAGAACUGAAACGGCCUCCUCUGACCCUCCAGAGUCAGACGAAGGAACCACCGACGUGCGAUGGACACCGCUCCAGCAGCUCGAUCCCCGGGACAGGAGGGGACAAGCCCAACGAGGAGCACAACCGAGCCCGAGGAGCGCGCCCAGCAACGGAGAUGGCGAAGCCCAGUGCCCAGGUUCCCCGGGGAUAAAUGAUGAUGACGACAACAACGGCGAUGAUCUUCACCUCCACCCAGCGCCGGGACCCACAGCCUUUGCCAAAGACGCGGCCAAAGACAAUAGUCUCCACGUUCCUGGCGUUCCUCCACCCGGACAUCCAGGACACGGUGAUCAAAAUGACCAAUCUCAAGGUGGAGGGUAGAGCCCGAGCCCCGGAUGGAUGGAGAGGGAUGGACAGGACGUGGCUUCGAGCGUACCUGGGCUUGCUCAUUCUCUCCGGCAUCUACAGGUCCAGAGGCGAAGCCUGCGAGAGUCUCUGGGAUCCCAACACAGGACGACCACUGUUGCGGUCCAGCAUGUCGCUAAAGACAUUCAGAGCAUACUGUAGCGUGCUACGGUUUGAUGACCGAAGGACCAGACAGUCCAGGCGACGCAUUGGCUCGGACAAGUUGGCUGCCGUGAGACACGUGUGGGACCUGUGGCGAACCAGGUUGCCGGAAAUGUACGUCCCAGGCCCCGAUGUCACCGUAGACGAGAGGCUGGUCCCAUUCAGACGCCGAUGUCCGUUCAGGCAGUACAUGCCCAACAAACCGGCCAGGUACGGGCUCAAGAUAUGGGUCGCCUGCGACGCCAAGUCCAGCUACACGUGGCAGAUGCAAAUGUACCUGGGAAACCCCGACAACUGAGGUCCGCUGGAGAAGAACCUAGCUUGUUGCGUCGUUAUGGACCUGACGCAGGGGCUGGGUUUGGGUAGGACCGUGACAUGCGACAACUUUUUCAUCUCACACCAGCUCGCGGUCUGCCUCUUCAGGAAACGAGGACUCGCCAUGCUCGGUACCCUUUGGCGCAACAGACUUGAAAUCCUGCCGGAAAUGCUCGAUUGGAAGGGCAGGGCGGUGUUCUCCUCGAUGGUCACGACCGCCACGGAGGCGGGAGGAGGAGGAGGAGGAGGCCCUCGGCCUUGACUGAUCUCAUACUUGGCAAAGAAGAACAAAAGCGUCCUCAUUCUCACCAUGGAUCAGAGCGUCGUCGCCGCCGCCGCCCAUCCACCAGGGCUUGCAGGAGGACAAUUACGAGAAGGAGGAGGAAGAGGAGGAGGAGGAGGGAAACCCACUGCCAUUCUCAAGUACAAUCGUACCAAGGGAGGGGUGGACAACCUUGACAAGGUCGUGGCCACCUACAGUUGUAGAAAAAAAAGGUGUCGCUGGCCCAUGGCCUUAUUCCACAACAUAGUGGACAUCUCGGCCUACAACACGUUUGUCGUUUGGCGCGAACUUCACCCCGAAUGGAUGAGUGGAAACUCAAAAAGCAAAAGUUGUUCCUGGAACAGCUGGGCAGGGCCCUGAUUGAGCCUGUGUCAGGCGCAACGAGACCGUCUACUAUCCCCAGGGUGCCAAAGGUCCGCAACAACAAGUUUCCUGCUGCUGCUGCUGCUGCCAGGACGCCACCGCUGCGGCCGCCGGAGCAUGCGGGACAUGCUAAUUUGGUUACCUUCACUUCCUAAAUGUUACUAUGAUGUCAACUUUAUAGAGAACAGCAUGCCUUGGAUUUCUCCUUUAUUUCAAGGUUAGCAGCCUUUUUUUAAAUUUGAUUUUUCCAGUCAUCUAGUUUGUGUGUGCAGUGGCUUGGUGGUUGGCACUUUCGCCUUGCAGGUAGAAGAUCCCCAGUCCGCGCCCUGGCCUUCCCAGGAUUUUUCUUGUCCCUAAUGAGGAUUA